Molecule: messenger RNA, 510 nt
Organism: Diuraphis noxia (Russian wheat aphid)
Lineage: Eukaryota; Metazoa; Arthropoda; Insecta; Hemiptera; Aphididae
Product: cytochrome c oxidase assembly protein COX19
Biological process (GO): mitochondrial respiratory chain complex IV assembly
Cellular component (GO): mitochondrial intermembrane space
Source: RefSeq, a predicted model, not a curated record
GUGAAAUUUGCGAAAAGUUGAAAAAGUAAGAUUUCGUUAUCAAUCAUCAUAAUUGCUCUUAUCACAUUAUAUUUAUUCAUUCCGUAUUUCCGUGGACUUUACGUUUUUACCGUUCAUUUUUCUUCGUUCAUUCGUUCAACUGUGAUAUGUUAUAGAUAACUCAAAGAAACUGAAUCAUUUUUGUUAUUGUAAAUUAAUUAUUCACUAUUUAUUGCAUUUCCACAUGUCUUCUGCAACUUUUGGCCAAAAAAGUUUUCAACCAACACCUCCUGAAAAGGGUAGUUUCCCAUUAGAUCACCAAGGGCAGUGUAAAAAAACUGCUUACAAAUAUAUGUUUUGUUUAAGUGUUAACAACGGGGACAAUUCACAGUGUCGUCAAGAGGCCAAAGAUUAUUUGGAUUGCCGUAUGCAAAAUGAUUUGAUGGCAAAAGAAGAAUGGACUAAACUUGGAUUAGCUGACGUCAAAAAUACCAACGACAGUACUUAAUACAACUUAAUAAUCAUGCCACA